CUGGCCCGGCACGCUCCCGGCAGGCGUUGCGUGCGCGUGGCCUUGCCCCACCCCUCCGCUUUGGCCACGCCCCUCGCGGAGCUGGGCAGAUGGCGGAGCUGGACAUCGGGCAGCACUGCCAGGUGGAACACUGCCGGCAGCGAGAUUUUCUUCCAUUUGUGUGUGAUGGUUGUUCAGGAACAUUUUGCCUUGAACACAGAAGCAGGGACUCUCACGGCUGUCCAGAGGUGACUGUAACCAAUGAGCAACUGAAGACAGACACACACAAAUCUUUCCCAUGCUCAUUCAAGGACUGUACUGAAAGAGAGCUGGUAGCAGUUAUAUGUCCUUAUUGUGAGAAGAAUUUUUGCCUGAGACACCGUCAUCAGUCAGAUCAUGAGUGUGAAAAACUGGAAAUCCCAAAGCCUCGUAUGGCCGCCACUCAAAAACUUGUUAAAGACAUUAUUGAUUCCAAAACAGGAGAAACAAGUAAGCGACGGAAAGGUGCAAAAAACAGUGCGACAGCUGCAAAGGUUGCCUUGAUGAAGUUAAAGAUGCACGCCGAUGGGGAUAAGUCAUUGCCACAGACAGAAAGAAUUUACUUUCAGGUUUUCUUACCUAAAGGGAGUAAAGAGAAGAGCAAACCAAUGUUCUUUUGCCAGCGAUGGAGCAUUGGAAAGGCCGUAGACUUCGCAGCCUCUCUAGCCAGUCUGAGAAAUGACAAUAACAAACUAAAAGCUAAGAAAUUAAGGCUGUGUCACAUCACUUCUGGAGAAGCCUUACCCUUGGAUCAGACUUUGGAGACUUGGAUGGCUAAGGAAGAGUACCCUUUAUAUAAUGGUGGAAAUAUUAUUUUAGAAUAUCUAAACGAUGAAGAACAGUUUUUAAAAAAUGUCGACUCUUACUUGGAAUAGUCAUUCAAGGAUUCAAGCCCGAAGUCAUAAAGGGAAAUUCCAUGUACACAUUGAAGUCAGUCUCUUGUGCUGAAAGUAUGAUUGUUUUGAAGUUGCUUUUUAACUUAUUUCCAUUGUGUUAUAAUUUAUAUUUUCAAUUUUCUUACAUAUUGAGGUUCGGUUUCAAAGUUUAUAGUGAUACUUAUUAGAAACUUUUCUUAUUGGGGCUGGUGCUGGUGUACAGGCAAAGCCACUAUCUAUGACACCAACAUCCUGCACGGCUGCUAGUUCAAGUCCAGGAUGGGUUGUUUCUGAACUAGCUGCCUGCUAGUGUGCUCGUGAAAGCAAUGCAAGAUGGCUAGGGUGCUUGGGCCUCUGCACCCAUGUGGGAGACUAGGAAGAUGCUCCUGGCUUCCAAAAGGCCCAGCUCUGGCCAUUGCAGCCAUUUGGGGAGUGAACCAGUGCAGGGAAGAGCUAUGUCUCUCUUGUUCUCUGUAUCUCUUUCAAAUAAAUUAAAAAAAAGAAAGAAAAAUUUUGUAUUUCAUUAAUUGUAUUUAUUAGGUUAUGCUGUUAAAAAACAUUAGAACUCUGUUUCUUGUUUAAGUUAAUGUCAGCUGUUCAUUGACUCUAGCACUGCCUCAGGUAAUCCUCACUCCAGAUGCCAGCUAAGAGAACAACCCCUUUUUGAGAUAUUGCCAUUCUUAUGACAGAUGGG
This is a messenger RNA of Ochotona princeps (American pika), 1587 nucleotides long. It is a transcript of the gene ZFAND1, whose product is annotated as zinc finger AN1-type containing 1. Lineage: Eukaryota; Metazoa; Chordata; Mammalia; Lagomorpha; Ochotonidae. The coding region runs from base 90 to 893 and encodes 267 amino acids. Gene Ontology annotation, biological process: cytoplasmic stress granule disassembly. The transcript is spliced from 8 exons. The record is from RefSeq and is a predicted model, not a curated record. Gene Ontology annotation, molecular function: zinc ion binding. Gene Ontology annotation, cellular component: cytoplasmic stress granule; cytoplasm.